CCUCUUUACCUUUGACCUCAUUCACCCGCAGAAAUGUGAAAUGGCUGCUGAUUGGUCAAAAUAUUUUCCCUACACCAAUCAGACGAGUUGUUUUAUUUUUUACAGCUCACUAUCCAAGAUGGCGGACGACAAGGAGAACAAAAAGAUCGGACUGAAGACCACGCUUGAUAUGGUGGUGGAAGGAUGCCGCCUUCCCGUGAAAAUGAGCAUUCUGCCGAACGAAGAAGAAGAGUGGCCACUUGCAGAAAUUCUCAGCCGGAAGGAAGAAAAGGGGAAGCUGGAAUUCUAUGUCCACUACAUUGACUUUAACAAACGUCUGGAUGAGUGGGUGCUCCCAGACAGACUACGGGUGGAAGAACUCCAGUUUCCCAGGAAGGACCAGAAAACACCCCAGAAGCAGACGUCAUCUGCAGCCAACUCUCGCCCCACCACCCCUGAUCGGGAACUCCAGGAAAAGAAGACCACAGUUGACCGAUCAGAGUCAGACAGUCCAAGUCCUUCCUUGCUCUCCAAGAAGUUAAGCCUCCCAGAGCAGACCAGCUCUCCUGCUGCCAAGCUAGGAGGGCAGGGGCAAACUCCACAGUCACAGACGAAGUCCAAUGCAGGCAGGAAGAGGAAGGCAAUAUUCCUUGAUGAGAAGCAGGACUUACCGCCUGCAUACUGCAACUCUUUGUCAUCACAGGACUCCCAGGAUGCUCCAGCCACGCCCCAGCCCAGUGCCCCUCCGCAGCAGCCACGCCAAACCGGCAGCAUGUCAUCCUCACAUGAUGAAAACAUCAUCACGCGCAUCAAGAACAUCGAGACAAUAGAGCUGGGCAAGUACCGCAUCAAACCGUGGUACUUCUCUCCUUACCCACCGGAGCUGACCACCAUCUCCAUUGUGUUCAUAUGUGAGUUCUGUCUGAAGUACGUGAAGAGUAGGAAGUGCCUGGAGAGACACAGAACAAAGUGUACCUUGAGACACCCACCUGGGAAUGAGAUCUACAGAAAAAGCACCAUCUCCUUCUUUGAGAUCGAUGGAAGAAAAAACAAGAUGUACUCCCAGAACCUCUGUCUUCUUGCCAAACUGUUCCUGGACCACAAGACUCUGUACUACGACACAGAUCCUUUCCUCUUCUACGUCAUGACAGAGUAUGACAUCAAGGGUUUUCACAUUGUCGGCUUCUUUUCUAAGGAGAAAGAGUCUACAGAAGACUACAAUGUAGCCUGUAUAUUGACCUUGCCACCAUAUCAGAGAAAAGGAUAUGGAAAGCUUCUUAUAGAAUUCAGCUAUGAGCUGUCCAAGUUUGAAGGGAAGACGGGCUCUCCUGAGAAGCCCCUGUCUGACCUGGGCCUGCUGUCCUACAGGAGCUACUGGUCACAGACCAUUCUGGAGAUACUCGUCAACCUCAAGCCUGAGAACGGCGAGAGGCCACAGGUCACCAUCAAUGAGAUCUGUGAGCUGACCAGCAUCCGUAAGGAGGACGUCAUCUCCACCCUACAGCACCUGAACCUCAUCAACUACUACAAGGGACAGUACAUCAUCACACUGUCCCAGGAGAGCAUCGACACUCACAACCGCGCCAUGGCCAAGAGGAAAAUCAGGAUCGAUGCAAAAUGUUUGCACUGGACACCUAAAGACUGGGCUAAACGGGGAAAGUGGUAGAAUAAAUACAAAACAAGAAUGUCUACAGUGGACACUUUAAGACCAAAACACCAAGGAAUUGUGGUUAAGGCACCUGAAAAUGGCUUGCAUUAGAUGUCACACUUAACAUGCGUCACAAAAUAAAACCAUUGACAGGGAUGUAGCCAUUGAUGUGACUAAUUUU
Molecule: messenger RNA, 1808 nt
Organism: Branchiostoma floridae (Florida lancelet)
Lineage: Eukaryota; Metazoa; Chordata; Leptocardii; Amphioxiformes; Branchiostomatidae
Product: histone acetyltransferase KAT5-like
Exons: 14
Coding region: 41-1645 (534 amino acids)
Biological process (GO): regulation of DNA-templated transcription
Molecular function (GO): histone acetyltransferase activity
Source: RefSeq, a predicted model, not a curated record